AAGCGUUAACGAGGAGUUCACUAUUUGACAGGGAGACGGCUGCCUGUGUGUAGUGGUGCUGGACGGCGGGAGGGGAGGGAUUAUAUUAUUAUCUGCGUUUAUUUUGGUGGCGGCGACUCGUCUGUCUCCGCGAUGGAGGCGGAUCGGCCCGGAGGAGGAGCUGGCGGAUUGAACCCGAACCACAGCGGUAAUGGAUCUGGUCGGAACCCGAACGGGCCCAAGACUUUGUUAGGGGGAUCGGGAGCGAUGGCCGCGCCUGCCCAAGCUCCGGAGUUUCAGGAGGGCGAACCGGGCCUGUCUCUCCCAGGGAUUUUGCACUUCAUCCAGUUUGAAUGGAGCCGUUUUCAGACCGAGAAAUACCGAUGGGAGGCCGAGAGAGACGAGCUGAGGGCCCAGGUGGCUUUCUUGCAAGGCGAGAGGACGGGGCAGGAGAAUAUGAAACAAGACUUGGUGCGCAGGAUCAAGAUGCUGGAGUACGCACUCAAACAAGAGAGAGCGAAGCAUCAGAAACUGAAAUCAGGAAAUGAAUCAGAGCAGGGGGAGAAGAAGCCGGAGACAGAACCAGAGCAAGUGUCUAAUGGGCCGGCAGAGUCGGACUCCGAGCAGGGGAAUCAGAUGUCUUGGAAGGAAGGACGACAGCUUCUACGCAAGUACCUGGAGGAAGUGGGAUACUCCGACACCAUCCUAGAUAUACGCUCCAAGAGAGUGCGCUCCCUUCUGGGGCGGAGCAGCCCGGAGGUGAAUGGCUUGGCUCCGCAGUCCAGCCAAUCGGAACAGGAGCCCAGGGCUGGGGGUGGGGUUGGGGGCGGAGAGUCUCUCCUGGUCAAGCAAAUCGAGGAGCAGAUUAAGAGGAAUGCUGGGAAGGAGUCAAAGGACCGGAUCACCAGCUCUGUCUUGGACAAGAUCCCCUUCCUGCAGGGUUGUGAGGAGUUGGACGACAGCGAUGAAGACGAAGACUUCCAGGGCAUCUCCACAGACUGUCUCUCUGGGUCCCGGCAGCACAAGAAAUCCAGAGCCAAGAUGGGAGCAGAGUCCCUGGAAGCAGAGGUGGAGCCGGAUGAUGAGGAGGAAGAUGAAGACGACUCUGAAGAUGCCCUGAACGAGUUUGACUUCCUGGCGUCAGGGGAGGACGGAGAAGGGGCCGGCGAGGCCUGCAUAUCCGGGGGUGGCAGAGAGCUUGAAAACCAAAGGAAUAAGCUGCAGGGCAUGCUGUCUGAUUACAGAAAUGUGGACGGGCUCUCUGUCAAAGCAUCCAUUCCUUCAACAGGGCCUGGCCAGUCUCGAUCUUCUGAAGGGGGCGCUCUGGGCUUCUCCUCCGAUGUCUUCAUUCUGGACACUGUGGGGGGCGGAGACAUGAAUCUGGGGGAGCUUGCUGACCUCACUGUCGCCAAUGACAACGACCUCACCAUUGACCUGCAGGACAGCCGGGAGGAGUUCAAAAAGACGUGGAAUGCGCGUUUCACGCUGCGCAGCCACUUUGAUGGGAUCAGGGGCCUAGCCUUCCACCCCAGCCAGGCUGUGCUGCUCUCUGCAGCCGAGGACGGGACCCUCAAACUGUGGAACUUGGACAAGGCAAUUUCCUCCAAGAAGAAUGCAACUCUGGAUGUGGAACCCAUCUAUACCUUCAGAGCACACAGUGGUGCCGUGCUGUCCCUGGCAAUGGGAGACCGUGGGGAUUUCUGCUACAGUGGGGGUCUGGAUGGGAGUGUGCGCGGCUGGAAGAUUCCUGAAUUGAACGUGGACCCCUACGAUAACUACGACCCCAGCAUUGAGAGCAGCGUGCUGGCUGGCCACACAGACGCAGUGUGGGGUCUGGCUUUCUCUCCGGCUCUUCACCGCCUGGCGUCCUGCUCCGCAGAUGGGACCGUUCGCAUCUGGGACACCUCGGAGACCCCCGCCUGCCUCAGCGUCUUCAACAAGGACAAGGAGCAUGGGAUCCCUACCUCAGUGGCCUUCGUGAACUCUGACCCCACUCAGGGCGUGGUCUCUUAUAAAGGGGGUGAGACCCUGCUGUAUGACCUCAACACUGAGCAGAGCAUCCUGGAGCUGGAAUCCAAGAGCAAGGAGGGCAGCACCCUCGUUAACCGUGUCCUGAGUCAUCCUUCUCUGCCAGUCUCCAUCACUGCUCAUGAGAACCGCAUCAUUCAAUUCCUGGAUAAUAAAACCGGUAAAGUGAUCCAUUCUAUGGUGGCUCACCUGGAUGCUGUCACCUGUCUGGCUGCGGACCCCAAAGGCACUUACCUCAUCUCUGGCAGCCAUGACUGCUCGGUCCGGCUGUGGACGCUGGACAGCCGGACUUGUGUCCAGGAGAUCACGGCUCACCGCAAGAAACACGACGAGGCGAUUCACGACGUGGCAUUCCACCCGAGCCAGCCCUACAUCGCCAGCGGGGGUGCUGAUGCGCUCGCCAAGAUCUUCGUCUGACAUCCCCCUCACCCCCCCCUCGACCCUCAUCCGGACUGAAGUCCUCCCAGCACCUUCAACCCGGGUUUUGCGUACACAGUGUAGCACUCAGCAGAACGAACCACACCAGGGCAGGUUGGUCUACCGAACCAACAACACAACGCUGCAUUUCAAACGUAUGAAUAAAGCAAAUCAAGCUCAGGGCUCUAGCAUCAACUCCAGAGCAGCUGUCGCCUGCUGCAUUUUACACUAAAAUAAACCUCUCCGUAUUGAUUGAGAGCCACAUACCACAGUCUCCCUGGGAGAUGGUCACUGUGGAGGCUAUUGAUUAUGGAGCGAUAAGGGACCAGCGUAAUGUAGAUGAUAUGGACCACUUCCAUAUGCUUGGGUUAACCAUGUGAAGAGAUCAGUCACUCCCAUGUGUGAAUUACAUGUUAAGGUUGACUCAUGGAAAUAUACAUGGGGUCUGUUUUAAUAAUUGCGUACAGUCAUCUAGAGAUGUUGUAUACAGCUAUGGCCAAAACUUUUGCAUCACAGAGAAUUUUAGGAUUAAGACUAAUAUAUAUAUAUAUA
Messenger RNA from Polyodon spathula (Mississippi paddlefish), 2976 nucleotides. RefSeq names its product striatin-4-like. The transcript is spliced from 18 exons. Gene Ontology annotation, cellular component: dendrite. Gene Ontology annotation, molecular function: protein phosphatase 2A binding; armadillo repeat domain binding; calmodulin binding. NCBI's taxonomy places the organism in Eukaryota, Metazoa, Chordata, Actinopteri, Acipenseriformes, Polyodontidae. The coding region runs from base 133 to 2424 and encodes 763 amino acids. The record is from RefSeq and is a predicted model, not a curated record.